This is a messenger RNA of Aegilops tauschii subsp. strangulata, 654 nucleotides long. Lineage: Eukaryota; Viridiplantae; Streptophyta; Magnoliopsida; Poales; Poaceae. The record is from RefSeq and is a predicted model, not a curated record.
AUGCCGCUGCCGGCCGUGGCCGCGGCCGCCUGCCGCCGACGCCGCGGCUCCCGUCGCCGCCGCGCGCCACCACCGACGCCGGCGACCGUGCCCCUCCGGCCGUCGCCCGGCGCCCCACCUCGCCGCCUCCUCCUUCCAAUACGGCCUCUCCUCUCCUCCCGCCGACGAGACGCACCACCGCCCCGGCGAGCGCCCUCGAGGUCCGGCCCCGAUCUGGAUCCAGUCACUGCCGCGCCGGACGCGUCCGCUCCGGCCGGACAAGUCGCAGCCGCCCCCGCGGCCAACCCGCGGCUGCCACGUGGCAAGCCCGUCGCCGCCACCGCCGGAGCCCGCGGGCCCAACGCCGGCCCUCCCGGCCCGCAGCUCCGCCGCCCGACGCCCGCCGGCUCCCGCCGCAGCCCUCCGCCGUGCCCGCCGGCGCGCCGCCCCAUGCCGCUGCCGGCCGUGGCCGCGGCCGCCGACGCCGCGGCUCCCGUCGCCGCCGCGCGCCACCACCGACGCCGGCGACCGCGCCCCUCCGGCCGUCGCCCGGCGCCCCACCUCGCCGCCUCCUCCUUCCCCUACGGCCUCUCCUCUCCUCCCGCCGACGAGCCGCACCACCGCCCCGGCGAGCGCCCUCGAGGUCCGGCCCCGAUCUGGAUCCAGUCACUGUAG